CACCGUCAUGUUGCCGAUUCAUUUGACACAAGUUCGAUUUUUGAAAUUUUGAAGCGUCCGUGUUUGAUCAAUAUUUCGACUUGAAAUCCAUUAAAUUAAUUACUAAUUAAAUUAGCGAUGGACAAAGAGACCGGAACUGAGAAGAAUUCCGAUUCAUCGGCGACAAAACCAGCGAAUUGUCCCGAAAUCACAAUAAAGGAAUUCCUCGACUUUCUCAAGACAGCCUAUCAAGUGCAAGACAAUUUGGAAAACCUUCUCCUAGCCAACGGGAUGACCGAAGCCGUCGAUUGGUUGAAAUUGAAAGAAAAUGAGUUGGUCAAGCCCAAGGAGAGUGAAACUGACUCAAAAGAGAAGCGAGAUCUGACGCGGCGUAAAAGUGACUCGUCGACCGAUAGCAACGACACUAUCAAAAGAAAAUUAAGCGAGGUGUUGUCAGAGGGGCUGCUUGACUCAGUUUUGCCGUACUUGGUGCCUGCAUCCAGUCAGCAAGCUUCAAGACGCAGCAGUGUAGUCAAAGUGCCUUCAGAAAAGACAAGUCAAGUGGCCGUCUCCGCCACGUCUGUCACAAAGAAGAAGAGUGGAGAGAUUGCGAAAAACGGGGCCCCGAAAGCCGCAGAUUCGGAGGUGGAGAUUCACGUAUGCGACGAGGUGAAAAACAUGAAGAAAGACUUCGUUUGCAACCAGAAACUCCUUGUGGAAAAAAUGGGUUAUUUCGCUGAAGUGACCACGGGGCAACGCCUCGAAGACAUGGACAUUUCCGUCCACUGUGACAUUGGUAUUUUCGAAUGGUUGAUGAAAUGGGUGAAGAAAGAAUCCUUGCUUGAGGAAGACUGGCCCCAAUUGGACCCCCAAUGCGUCAUCCCGAUCCUCGUUUCUGCGGCGUUUCUUCAAAUGGAACCGCUCCAAAACGACUGCCUUUUGUACUGCCACCAACACAUGAACGAAAUCCUCCGAACGUCUACGAACCUAUCGUGUCUCAACGACUCGAUUUUGACACGCCUUGCCGCCAUGUACACCAAUAGCGAAGUGGAGGCGAUCAAGGACCGCAAAGAUAAGAUCCAAUCACGCAUUUUCACGAAAUUGAUCCAAUCGCUGGCGGAGCCUGAGCCUGAAAGCAUGCGUGGCCAUUGGUCGUCACUGGCGAGGGUGUAUCGCUGUGGGCGGUGCCAACAGCUGAUUGGUCCCUCGGUUGCGACACGUAUACCUUGUGCCCCGCCUUGUAUGCAAUUACAGUGCGAUGGUUCCAUAAUAAGCCAACACGUCAGAGACCCAUCAUGGAACAUAAAUGACUAUAUUUUAAAACUGUACAAGAAUUUGAAGACUUGGAGAAAAGUUUAUUGGAGAUUAUGGGGCGACUCCCACUUUUUGUAUUGUCUGACGUGUAAACGGUAUUUCCCCGCCCACCAAAUUGGGUGGUGUCGUCACCACCCAGAUCCGCCCCAAUAUUUCACCCUUGACGCCCAGAAAGCGCCACUCCCCGUUGGGCGUUACCCCUGUUGUGGGGAGAGAGCUUAUCGUUUCCAGUUAUUACAAGAUUAUUCCGGGUGUCAGUUCCGGGAACAUACAAUUAGCGCGAAAGACGUGCGAGAUUCGGCCGUUUUGUCACUUUUGGAGAAUUUCCGGGGGUUAAUAGAGGAGGAGCCUCCACAGUUGAUGUUUCCGGAACGUUUAACCCGAUUGGUUGCACGUGACCCGGCCGGCGAUAGCAAGAAGUUGGUUUGUAAAGAGAAUUUCUGGUGGGAGGGGUUUCAAAUUGUCCCGCCCAGGCCCAAGCUGGGACUGUUGGGCCAAUUUGCUAGUCGGGGCGGGGAAGAGGCCGUGCCGGAGGAGGAGUCAAGUGAAGGGACGGACGAAAGUACGUCCGACAGUGAUGAUAGUGACAGUGAGGGGAGCGACGGAAGUGCCGAAAGUAAUCCUCCACCAAUGCCUGUCAAGAACCUUAAGAAGAAAAGAAAUAAGCGGGAAAGUAGGUUGUGGCAACAUAAUUUGUCGGCGAGAAGUAACCAGGAUAUACAAAGAGCGUUUGAGGAGAAUGCGGUUAGGGAAAUAACGGCCAUGUUGAAUCGGCGGACGGUCACCAUUUCGGAAGGCGGGGCCAAAAGUGGGCGGUUCUCGCGGAAUGUCACGCCCAUUGGUGGGGUUUGGGUGCGAUUAGAGUCCGAAUGGAAGGAAGUCCAUUGCGCUAAUAAUAACCAGCAAAAAAUGCGAAGUAUUUUUACCGGCAGGGUUCGUCCGAAGCAAACAAAAAUGUGAAAAACACGUUGUUUUAGUCGUUUUUAAUUAAAUUGCACUUGAAACGAG
Tribolium castaneum (red flour beetle) is the source of this 2301-nucleotide messenger RNA. RefSeq lists its product as uncharacterized. The transcript is spliced from 7 exons. NCBI's taxonomy places the organism in Eukaryota, Metazoa, Arthropoda, Insecta, Coleoptera, Tenebrionidae. Bases 118 to 2253 code for a protein of 711 amino acids. The record is from RefSeq and is a predicted model, not a curated record.